Magallana angulata is the source of this 1452-nucleotide messenger RNA. RefSeq lists its product as uncharacterized. The coding region runs from base 252 to 935 and encodes 227 amino acids. The record is from RefSeq and is a predicted model, not a curated record. Lineage: Eukaryota; Metazoa; Mollusca; Bivalvia; Ostreida; Ostreidae. The transcript has 6 exons.
CGAUUAAUGCCCAAUGGUCGCAUAUAUUGGGCUUGCGUUUCAAUGGUUACCCUCAUCAAAUUUGUGUCGACAUACGUAUGUCGCUGACGGGACCCCUCCUUGUUCCAUGGCACAGCUUCACCGACUGAGCGACUACCAACGACCGGUGUAAAAUACUUCAAACUGACCUAGUAGGUGAAUAAGAUGUAUCACUUCCGGUUCCUCAAGUGUUCCUGUGUAUCAGCGGAUAUCACCUCUUGGAACAUUACUUGAUGGCGUCAAUUUAUUAUAAUAUCUUAAAGAUGCGACUGGGAUCGCUAUCUGUUGUUACUGGAAUAUUAGUGGCUGUAUCUGGAGAAGAGUGCAUUGAGCAACAGACAACUGAAGAAAAUGUAACGACAAUUGUAUCGAGCUUACGGACAAGAACGAAGGCAGUCAAAAAGGGCAGGAGAUACAGAAUGGAAACUGAAUACUACGAAUUCUUUGAAGAAAAGAUUAGCCGGAGAAACGUCACACAUAGUGUCGCAACAUGUUGUCAUGGAUACGAGAAUGUGAACGGAAAAUGUUUGAAACAUUCGACAUUCGUAACCCCCAAUGCUCCGAUCUCUGCCAGUAUGACGUCAGUUGUUGUUCCGACUGUGAUGCUGUUGUUUAUGUUGGCUGUGUCCAUUGUUGUCGUGUAUCACUUACACUCCAAAGACAAAUUAUGCACCAGGUCAAAGAGGAAAAACAAAACCAAGAAAUCUUCUGUCAAAAAAGCCAACAGAUCUACAGACGAGCUGUAUACACAGAUUGAACCACCCACAGGGAUUGUAUCGGGGCACUACGACGACCUUCGUUGCUCACAGAGACAGGUCAAUGCCAACCCACAGCCAAACAAAGGGACAGAAGAGGAUGACAGGAGGUCCGACCACAAUUACGACUAUUUGUCGAUAUCCUCAACGCUAACUAAAUAAACCAGGCACCACGAAUUUCACACAAAUCACGCUACUGUGUCAACACGUGCACGAAAUUAAAAUGUACUUUUAAUUCGUUAACAUGGCAUUCAGAUUGGUAUCCUGAUAAAAAGUUUUAUUACAUAAGCAGUCCUCCAUGUUCCCUUUUUAGACACAUGCAGUCUGAGUAAGAACAUGUUUGCGUUUUAAGAGUUCAAUAAACAUCUUUAAAAAAUGAUUUGUUUAUGAAAAACUGUGAAAAAGCGCUAUUUAAAUUUUACACAGUCUUUGACCGAAUGAAAAGCUCCGUGCAAUGAUUUUCAAUAGAAUAUGCACUGGCAUUAGAAACGUACUAUUAUCCGUGAGACUUAAUAUUGUGUUUGUUACAGACAAGGAAGAAAAUAAACACGAAAGGAGAACUUGUAAAUGCCAUAAUCUGCAUUACAUAACCCCUUAUUUCAAGAGGAUCAUUUUUAUUCCAACAGGAAGAACAUACAUUUCUAAAGAAGGGAUAAAGUUCAAAUGCGUAAAAAUGAAU